AUGGCUAUCAUCGGCACCUCGACCAUCGUCUUUCCCAAGUUGGACCUCGCCAAAGGGGAGUCAGGCAAGGGCAAGAGGACACAUGUAUGCAACGUCUGUUCGAGAGCCUUCAAGCGAAGUGAGCAUUGUAUCCGCCACCAACGAGGCCACACCCAAGAGAAGCCGUUUGCGUGCCGAGUUUGUCGACGACGAUACAGUCGCAGAGACCUGCUUGUUCGCCACGAAAGGACUCUACACUCGCCUGAGCAGCUUGCCAACGCGACCGAGGAGCCGCCUCCCAAAAAAGCCAGGUCUGCAACACAAACAUCUGCGAACGAAGUGCCAUCGGCCAAUUCUUCGUCGGAAGAACUGAGCGAUGAAGCAUUGAUCCUAGCCGAAACCCACCAAAUCCAACCCCCCUCAGAUCGAGAUGGAGAACAGACUAUCAUCUCCAAGCAAGCGGCAACGCAGCCCACAGUGUCGUCGACUACUAUCCAAGAUGCAGAGCCUGAGGGAACAGGCUCAUCUCACGAGGUGUUCCAGCAGUCCAGCACCGUUGACCUGGCGAUGGGGUCACAGAUAAGCCCACCGAUUGUCCCCGACACGGCCGCUAGGAUGGACCUUUCAGCGACAACGAUGCUUGAGGCAACUGACUUUGGCGUGGUUAUACCUGAGAUCGACAGGAUGCGCACGUUUCCCACCUCCAUGCCAUUACCAGAGCUCGACGGAGACCUCGAUUUCCUUAAUUUCUUCGACCCCUUUACAGGCUUGCAUCCCAAACAAGUGGAGGCGUGUGCACUUCCACCAUUGAUAGGCAAUAUAGACGGAUGGUCGCCACUGGAAAAUUUCUCCACCUCAAGCCAAACUUCGAUGCAGGACUAUGACUUUCACCAAGCAUCUGUACCGACUUCGACUUCAUCAGAUCCUCAACUUGUUGACUCGAGCCGACUCACCUCGCAACCAGGCAACUCACCAACCUCCGGGCUUGGCCAAGGGUGGAAGCCUGAUUGUCAGAAGUCCAAAAUUACCUCGACAAGCGUCCUCAGCGGAGUCGGCACAUAUCAAUCUCCCGAGUUGGAGAAGCCAGUAUCUGACAGGCAAGGGAGUCUCACUUUCACCGAUGAAAUGCGAUCGACGAUUUCAGAGGACCUCUCCCGUCGGCUGUCUCCCGAACAGUUGCACAGCUUCCGCCUGCCAAGUACAACUGCUUUACGCAAGUGCCUUCGAACAUAUGUCGACGCCUUCCAUGUUCACAUGCCAAUCUUUCACCUUCACACUAUGGAUCUCGGAAGCACGCCCUCGCCCCUGGUUUUAGUCAUCUGUGCCAUCGGAGCUCUUUACCGCCUGGAGAGGAAAGUGGCUGCGUCCUUGUACCUGGCGGCUGGCCAGGCACUCUGUGCCACGGUUGACCGCCGUGGACAAGCCCCAAAGAAGCCUCGCUUUCUGGAGGAUUGGAGCCAGCCUUCGGUGGAAAAGCCGGCAUCGUAUCAGCAAUAUGUAUGGCCAAGUCAGACGCGGCUUCUGCUGGCCAUGUUCGCUUGCUUCAGUGGAGACCCGGAGGUCAUUGCAAAGUCGAUUGUGCAACUUGGCGAGUUCCUGAUCGAUUACCGCGAAUUGGCCCUAGCCGCAAAGCCUCGAAAGGCUGGAUUGGAGUCCCUGUCGUGGGAAGAGUGGAUCGAGAGAGAGACCGUCAAGAGAUUGCUGUACGGCCAUAUCAUGUUUGGCAACUUGGUGACAAUGACCUAUGGGAUUCCGCCUGGGUACUCGAUCGUCUCAGAUGGGUAUCUCGAAAUGCCAUGCGAGCAAUGCCUGUGGGAUGCCUCCACUGCAGAAAAGUGGCAUGAACUUGCCGCGUGGACGGGAAAGAGCUCGUCGAUGUCCUUGAGAGACGCCGUCUCGAGUCUGAUGUGCGCAAAUCCAUCCAAAGGCGUACCUGAUGAGUGCUGGGCAUGGUCUCCAUUCGCAGUGAGUGUUGUCAUCAAUGCGGUCUCCAUCCAGAUCUGGCACAUUACCCAAGGCUCCUACUCCCUGGGCCAUUUUUCCGGUCACGGAUCCUCUGCAGAGGCACAGAAACCGCAGCUCUUGGUUCAGACUGAAGCUGCAUUGUCCAGAUGUCGGGCUCUUAUCACCCAAGUCCGUUCCGACGCGGACUAUGCUUGGUCCGAGGCCGAUGGACCUCUGCUGUUCAAUUGCCUGGCACUGCUGCGAGUCAGCUACUGCCGCACUUUUGCUGGUAUUGGAGGGGCGGAUUCGAUGAUUCUCCUGAAAGAGAGCCGGGCCGAACUAGUGGCCUCGAUUGAAGAUUUUGUUGCAAUGCCGCAAGACCGCAGUGACCGAGUGACCAGAGCUGUCAGCCGGGCAUUUGAGGGAUUGUUGAUACCCUACAAAUCAGGGACUCUGCUGGUCAAGAAGACGGCAGCCUUGACCUGGGCGAUAGGGCAUGCUCUUGCCGGGUGGGAUGCGGCUCUGCUCGUCACCAAAUGGCUAUAUGCGAUCGAACUUGAGACCCGCGGAGGGAGCACCGGAACUGUGGGCGAACGGGAAGCGCAAACGAUGCAGAGCAUUCGAGAACUCCUGACCGAUCUCGACGAUGGUGCAGGGGAUCAAGCUUCCGGGUGUUUGGCAGCCAAACUGGCUCGGUACUGGGCAGGCUUCUAUGAUGAUACUUGGGUCUGGGGACUGACGCCGCGAAUGGGCUGGGCGUUGAGGGAGCUGGCCACCUGCUACGAGAGCAGCUUGCCUGGGGUCUGA
This is a messenger RNA of Capronia epimyces CBS 606.96, 2730 nucleotides long. RefSeq lists its product as uncharacterized. Bases 1 to 2730 code for a protein of 909 amino acids. The transcript is spliced from 7 exons. Gene Ontology annotation, molecular function: RNA polymerase II cis-regulatory region sequence-specific DNA binding; DNA-binding transcription factor activity, RNA polymerase II-specific; zinc ion binding. Lineage: Eukaryota; Fungi; Ascomycota; Eurotiomycetes; Chaetothyriales; Herpotrichiellaceae. Gene Ontology annotation, cellular component: chromatin. Gene Ontology annotation, biological process: DNA-templated transcription; regulation of transcription by RNA polymerase II. The record is from RefSeq and is a predicted model, not a curated record.